CUAACUAUAUCUGAAAAAAUAUCACACUAUACAUUUUUUUCUUAAAAUUAACUGCGCAUGCGCGAGUCUGCCUUUCGCUACUUGUAUAAUUUUAUAUUCAUAAUAAAGAGAUUUGAUAUAUUAUUCCAAAUUUAAAAAUGGCAACACUCGCACGAACAUUGCGACCAGCUUUCCGGUGUCUCCGGAGCCAGGCCAGAUCUUACGCCGAGGCAUCUGGAAAUGAUAUGAAAUUCACAUUUGCUGGCGCUAACCAAGUUUUUUACGACAAUGUAAGUGUUCGCCAAGUCGACGUACCUUCAUUCUCCGGGUCAUUCGGUAUUCUGCCAAAACACGUUCCCACCUUGGCAGUUCUAAAACCCGGAGUAGUAACAGUUUAUCAAGACGAUGGUACAACUAAAAAAGUAUUCGUGUCUUCUGGAACUGUUACCAUUAAUGAAGACGCCAGUGUUCAAAUUCUAGCUGAAGAAGCGCAUCCCGUAGAGAACCUCGACAACUCAGCAGCUCGUGAUAUCCUCAGCAAAGCUCAGAGCCAAUUGAAUUCAGCUUCAUCAGAGCAAGACAAAGCUGAGGCUGCUAUCGCUAUUGAGGUUGCUGAAGCUUUAGUUCAAGCAUCUUCUUAAAUUCUCAGCAAAUUUAACAUCUAAAUUUUACCAUGCCAUUGAUUUAUUAAUUCAUUAAUUAAUUUUAAUUAAUGAUUCACAUUAACUUGAAAUUUAUCUAUACAGUUAUAUACUGUCGAUCAACAUUAGAAAUAGCGAUGUUAAUAAACAUCAUUGUAAUGGCUCAUCGUUGUUAAUCUGUAAAAUACAAUAAUAGAAAAAAAAAGUUAAAUUUAA
Messenger RNA from Cotesia glomerata, 836 nucleotides. RefSeq names its product ATP synthase subunit delta, mitochondrial (gene ATPsyndelta). Bases 138 to 620 code for a protein of 160 amino acids. The record is from RefSeq and is a predicted model, not a curated record. Gene Ontology annotation, biological process: proton motive force-driven ATP synthesis. Gene Ontology annotation, molecular function: proton-transporting ATP synthase activity, rotational mechanism. The transcript has 4 exons. NCBI's taxonomy places the organism in Eukaryota, Metazoa, Arthropoda, Insecta, Hymenoptera, Braconidae.